Messenger RNA from Lacerta agilis (Sand lizard), 2727 nucleotides. RefSeq names its product zinc finger protein 345-like. Bases 165 to 1946 code for a protein of 593 amino acids. The transcript is spliced from 4 exons. NCBI's taxonomy places the organism in Eukaryota, Metazoa, Chordata, Lepidosauria, Squamata, Lacertidae. The record is from RefSeq and is a predicted model, not a curated record.
GGGGAGGGCUGGGCGGCGCCCUCUCGCGCAAGGGGAACGCCUGAUGCCAGGAUGGGAUUUCCAGGGGACGGCCUUCGACGGGGCACACCGCCUCUUACGCCCGCAGCCUGGGGUUUCCCGGGAGCCUGGUUUUCAGCUCAGCAAGGUGUGUUUUGGUCUUCUGGAUGGCCCAGGUUGACGGAAAUUAUGUUCCAGAAUUUCAGAUUUCUGAGGAUGGGGAGAUCCCAAGGGGAACAAUCUUUUCAGGUGACGGGAUGGUGAACAAGGAAGCGGCAUUUCUUCCCAAUGCGGCAGCUGUGGAAAAUGCCCCCCGAACCCUUCAGAACAUCUGCCGGGUAAACCCCCCGCCGCUCAGGCGCCGCCGCAGGAGAUCGAAUGCGCCGGCCAUGGGGGGUUACAUCAAUGUCCUGGGCAUCUUAGAGGCCCCGCCGAGCUCUCCCCGGCGUGCGACUGAGAAGCCGUUCCACUGCACUGAUUGCGGCAAGAGCUUCUCUCAGAGCUCCAACUUGAUCGAGCACCAGAGGAUCCACACGGGGGAGCGCCCCUUCACGUGCAGCGAGUGCGAGAAGAGCUUCAGCCGCAGCAGCACCCUGGUGGAGCACCAGCGCACCCACACCGGCGAGAAGCCUUACACGUGCCUGGAGUGCGGGCGAGGCUUCAGCCGGAGCUCCACCCUAGUGGAGCACCAGCGCACCCACACCGGCGAGACGCCCUUCCCGUGCCGGGAGUGCGGGAAGGCCUUCAGCCGCACCUCCAACCUCAUGAAGCACCUGCGCACCCACUCCGGGGAGAAGCCCUACACCUGCGCCCUGUGCGGCAAGUGCUUCUCCCUGAGCUCCAACCUGCUGAAGCACGAGCGCACCCACUCUGGGGAGAAGCCCUUCCCCUGCGCCCUGUGUGGGAAGCGCUUCAAGAAGAAGACGCACCUGGUGUCUCAUCACCGGGUGCACACCGGCGAGAGGCCCUACCGCUGCGAGGAGUGCGGCAAGUGCUUCUCCCAGAGCUCCAUCCUGAUCGAGCACCAGCGCAUCCACACCGGGGAGAAGCCCUACAAGUGCGCAGACUGCGGGAAGGGCUUUUGCGUCAGCUCCAACCUCAUCAAGCACCAGAGGAUCCACACGGGCGAGAAGCCGUACACCUGCUCGGUCUGCGGCAAGGCCUUCCGCUAUAAGCCUCACUCUGUGCUCAUCGAGCACCAGAGGAUCCAUACUGGGGAGCGCCCCUUUGUGUGUAACGUGUGUGGGAAACGCUUCUCCCAAAGCUCCACCCUAAUGGGGCACCAGAGGAUCCACACCGGCGAGAAGCCCUUUGCCUGCCCCGAGUGUGGGCGGGGCUUCAGCCGGAGCUCCGCCCUGACGGAACACCAGCGCACCCACACCGGCGAGACGCCUUUCCCGUGCCGGGAGUGCGGGAAGGCCUUCAGCCGCACCUCCAACCUGGUGAAGCACCUGCGCACCCACUCCGGGGAGAAGCCCUACACCUGCACCCUCUGCGGAAAGCGCUUCUCCCUGAGCUCCAACCUGCUGAAGCAUGAGCGCACCCACUCCGGGGAGAAGCCCUUCCCCUGCCCGCUCUGCGGCAAGUGCUUCAAGAAGAAGACGCACCUGGUUUCCCACAAUCGGGUGCACACCGGGGAGCGGCCCUACCGCUGCGAAGAGUGCGGCAAGUGCUUCUCUCAGAGCUCCUCCCUCAUCGAGCACCAGCGCAUCCACACCGGGGAGAAACCCUACAAGUGUGCCCAGUGCGGACGAGGGUUCUACGUCAACUCCAAGCUGGUCAAGCACCAGAGGAUCCACACGGGCGAGAAACCAUACGCCUGCUCGGCUUGUGGGAAGACCUUCCGGUAUAAGCAGCAGUUCCCGCGCCAUGUGGCCCACGUCCACCCUGGGGAGGAACAGGUGUCUGUGCUCACUUUGGGCCCCGGUGUUAACAUGCUGCUCUCAUAGAGCUGGAACAGGCCCCUGGCCUUUGGGGCUUCACGUCCUCUGGCUUCCAUUGAAAGGCAUCCUGCAGUGCCAGAUAUGGUAACUCUGUAGCCUGUCCAGUCUAGCCUCUCAUUACUAAGUUGUGAAGCGGUUCCUGGGACCUCCAAGGGUCAUUCUAGUGGCAUAAAGACAGUCAGUGGCUCACAAGACUUGUUCCAUCCUCCCGUAGAGGAGCUGUUUCCUGAAAUGACAAGGGUGAGCAUUCAUGGCUUGUCAUUGGGAAAGGGGCUAAAGAAAUCGAGGCCACUUUGCUUCAGCAGGGUCCCAGACUAGUGUACAUAUGCAGUAGUAGCACCAAGGACAGCAGCAACCUGAGAUCUUGUUUCAGAGGGAAAUGUUGACCACUGCAGUGAUUCCGUUACUGCCCAUGCAUUGUUUUUUGAGGCGUAUGGAACUCAAAACAGUUUGCUACUGAUACUGUGCCUUUCCGUUCCGUGAGGGUAUUCCUGGUAUCCGCCAGCAGCUCCCUUGCAGUAUUUGUCCUUUCCAUCUUGGUUUGAGGAAAGGCCAAAGGAUUUCGCGAGGGCCUCUUUUCCUCCUUUUCCUUCUUAGUUUGCAGUAUUGCCGAAUAAGUUAGGCAAGUGUGUAUUUCCUAGGCCUUGUUUCAUUUCUCAAGGAAAGGCAAAAUCAUAGUGUGCAGUUCUUUACCGUGUUAUCUAAAAGACAGCCAGUUAAUCUUUUGAGGACUUUUUUUCCAUCAGUGUUGUGAAGGUCAUUCUGAGAAUGCAUUUCUGUUAUCAAA